AUGACAUCAAACAAUCCCCUACAAAACUCCGGGGCAUCAGUCUUCUACCCCUCCCCCCCAUCCGCAGCCGAGAAUCUCAAGAAUGCAACCCUCUUCACACGCCUCCAUAUUCGCGCAACUCCUCAAGUUGCACAGCAGGCUAUAAACAGUACACCUACGCUUCGGAACACAUUUCUCCUGGGUCAUCUCAAUGACGUUUUGAUUUUCGAUACCGAGAAAGGAGCGCAUAUCACACAUGUCAAAGCCGUGUUGAAAAUGUUGGUAGAGAAGGGUAUGACGGCCGAUAUCAACCUGUGUGCUUUUGAUAAGCCGGAUUGGACUUCGGCUGGAUUUUAUAUCGAUCCGAUUGGUAAUGAGAAUGAGAAUAAGGGGGGGCGUGGAAAACAGGCUUUUAUGGUUAUUUUGAGGGAACAUUUGACGAAGGAGGCACUGGCGGCUAUAGAUAGGAAGUUGUGA
Molecule: messenger RNA, 456 nt
Organism: Botrytis byssoidea
Lineage: Eukaryota; Fungi; Ascomycota; Leotiomycetes; Helotiales; Sclerotiniaceae
Exons: 1
Coding region: 1-456 (151 amino acids)
Source: RefSeq, a predicted model, not a curated record